Arthroderma uncinatum is the source of this 1680-nucleotide messenger RNA. RefSeq lists its product as uncharacterized. Gene Ontology annotation, biological process: transmembrane transport. Gene Ontology annotation, molecular function: transmembrane transporter activity. NCBI's taxonomy places the organism in Eukaryota, Fungi, Ascomycota, Eurotiomycetes, Onygenales, Arthrodermataceae. The transcript is spliced from 3 exons. The record is from RefSeq and is a predicted model, not a curated record. Gene Ontology annotation, cellular component: membrane. Bases 1 to 1680 code for a protein of 559 amino acids.
AUGGCAGAUUCAACUGCGAGUCGCAGGCCGGAAGGGCCAGCCGUGACCACCAUGGAGUUAUUCCCCAUUCCACCUCAUCAACUACCGCCUAUCGGAUCAGAAUUACCUAAAGGAUAUCGCACCGGGGGAGACGAGAAUGCAAAAAGGAUCCCGAGUUUGCCAAACGAGCCACUGCCGGAGGAUCCUCAAGCAUCGUCAGAUGAUGGAGAUACGCCAGUAUUCGAACCUCUCAGAGUAUCAAAAGCGAAAGGGGCUACGGUUAUUAUUACUCUGGCUGGGAUCAGUUUUCUAAACACGAUGGGUUCUGGAAUCCUCAUUGCUGCCCUACCGAGGAUAGCCAUUGAUAUAGGCCUGUCUGAAAGCCUAAUCCUCUGGCCAGCAGCUGUUUAUGCCCUGGCCGCAGGCUGUCUGCUUCUCAUCUUCGGGGCUGUCGCUGACGUUAUCGGGGCCAAGUUGAUGUGGGUUGUCGGAAGCUACCUGUUCGUUAUAUUCACCCUAGCUAUUGGGUUCUCUCAAACGAGCAUUCAGAUUAUUCUUUUUCGAACCUUUCAAGGUGCAGCCAUAUCCAUGUGUCUGCCUACAGCAGUCAGCCUCAUCACCAAUACGUUUCCGAAGGGCCCGUGGCGCAAUGUUGCGUUUGCAAUGAACGGAAUGGGGCAACCCCUGGGCUACGCUGCUGGCCUAGUUCUAGGUGGUAUUUUCACAGAUACCAUCGGUUGGAGAUGGGCGUAUUACAUGAUGGCAAUUAUCAACUUUUGUCUCUCUACAGCAUCCAUAUGGUCAUUGCCAUCGGUCCAUCGACACUCGGAUAAGCCAUGGAACCGCCGUCUUAUGGAAGAUAUCGACUGGCUCGGUGCUAUUAUCAUGAGCGUUGCCCUGGGACUGUUGAUGUAUGUGUUAGCCAUGACUACAUCUGCCUAUCAGAGAAUCGGGAAUGCUCAGAAUAUUGCCCUGCUUGUCGUGUCCAUCGUUUUACUGGCCGCGUUCCCCUUCUGGAUGAACUACCAGGUAAAGAGGGAAAAGCCCGCGCUUAUCCCCAACAACCUUUGGAGAAAUAGUUCGUUCACUUCUAUAUGUAUUUCUGUCUUUUUCUGCUGGGCAUCUCUCAAUGGGAUUGAGUAUUUUACAACUCUUUACUUUCAAAAAGUCGAGGGCUUAACCGCACUUCAGAGCUCGAUACGAUUCCUCGCUCAUAUUAUCAUGGGUGCAAGUGUUAACGUUGCAACAGCAUAUCUCAUUUCCAGGGUAAAAGUCCAACCCCUGGUUGUGGUUUCGGCUUUGAUAACCAUGAUCGCACCUAUACUUAUGGCAACCCUCAAGGUUGGAGAGAACUAUUGGUUCUCGCCAUUUUGGGCCCUGUUUCUCUCGCCUGUAAACCCGGAUGUCCUUUUCACUGUAUCCAACCUGGUCAUCUCAGAUGCAUUCCCGCCAGAUAUUCAGUCUUUGGCUGGAGGUGUGUUCAAUGAAGUCGCACAGUUCGGUAACUCAGUUGGCCUAGCAGUGACCGCUUCUAUUGCAGCAUCCAUUACAGACCACACAAGGCUCCAGGAUCAUAAGGAGAAGCUUAUGCUGGGGUAUAGAGGUGCGUUUUGGACCAUAUUUUCGAGUUGUGCUCUUGUCGUUAUUGUUUCAACUUUUGGCCUUCGAAAGGGUGGGACUGUAGGGAAAAAGGACGAAUAG